Microthlaspi erraticum is the source of this 750-nucleotide messenger RNA. Lineage: Eukaryota; Viridiplantae; Streptophyta; Magnoliopsida; Brassicales; Brassicaceae. The record is from the annotation of a GenBank genome assembly.
AUGACCAAGACUGUUGAUGAAGCUAAGGUUCUUAUUGAGAAUCUUGCAGCUAGUGAUUGUAACAACUGUCCUGAUUAUGACCGCUCAAGCCGCACCACUACUAGCUCCCCUGAUUCUUUUCAAAUGACUGAACUCAAGAACAUGAUGGCUCAAGUUCUUAAGGGACAGCUCAAGCAUAUCAAUGCAAUAGAAGGGAUGAGUGAUGCUAAUGAAGAUUCAUCAAGAGAAUGCAUGGGAGAUUUCUCUAAUGAAGCCAAUGAAGAAGAUGUGAACUACAUUGGAAACUAUGGGAACAAGGGAUACAAUCCAAGCUAUCGCCCAAACCCCAACAUGUCUUAUAGAAACCCCAAUGUGGAGAAUCCUCAAGACCAAGUGUAUCCUCCAAGGUAUCCACAACAACAAAGACCUCCUUACCAAUCUCAAGGAAGUCAAUUUCAGCCAAGGCAAGGAUAUGAGCAGAGAUCAUCAUAUCCGCCCAAGGAGCCAUAUGCUUCUUCACCAAAUCAAGCUCCUCCAAACCAACAAGGUGGGAGAUUUGAAGGAAUCCUCCAACAGAUCAUGGAUGGCCAGAAGAGAAACACUAAAGAGAUGUAUGAGAAGAUGGACACUUUGUUCAGCAAUCUCAACACCAAGUAUGAUGCUGUUGCCACUCAUGUGAAGAAACUAGAGACUCAAGUCACCAAACUAUGGAAGCUGUUAAGAGACAGGAAGCUGAAUCCAAGAAGUCCUUUUGCAACUCAGCCGCCAUAG